Drosophila rhopaloa is the source of this 2808-nucleotide messenger RNA. RefSeq names its product microtubule-associated protein tau (gene tau). The transcript is spliced from 8 exons. Gene Ontology annotation, molecular function: microtubule binding. The record is from RefSeq and is a predicted model, not a curated record. NCBI's taxonomy places the organism in Eukaryota, Metazoa, Arthropoda, Insecta, Diptera, Drosophilidae. Gene Ontology annotation, cellular component: neuron projection. Gene Ontology annotation, biological process: neuron projection development; microtubule cytoskeleton organization. Bases 411 to 1529 code for a protein of 372 amino acids.
AAUGAAAAUCAGUUGAAAACGAGAUAACAAACCCAAAAGAUACAAAACAGCCGACCGAGCGGGUGCUGUCUCGUCGUUUUACAAAAUUUGCACUAGCAAAAAUUCAAAUAAAUUAGCCGAGUGCCAGUGAAGUGAGUGAGCGCGAGUGCACAACAAAGUUGAAAUAUAAAUAUUGUUAUAUAUAUUAUUCGCAAGCAUUUUUCAACGCUCUGCUUUUGGGGUAAAUAAUCCAAUAGAACGGCAGCCAAAACGCUGAGUGCAAAGUGCAAAAGUGAAAAGGACUAGCCCAAAGAUACACACACAAGAAAAUACCGACAGAUCCUUUGAGAUUUCCCGUGAGUGCAACAAAUACAGAAACGGUACGGUACACACAGAUACACGCACUCACACACACUCGCUCGACUUUCAAUAUGGCGGAUGUCCUGGAGAAAAGCUCCCUGCUGGAUGCUGUGCCAGCACUAGGCGAAUCCCAUCCUCACCCACCGCUGCCCCACCAGCAGUUGCAACAGGAAGCAGCCGUAGCAGCAGCACCACCACCACAGCAGCAGCAACAACAACCACCGCAACAGCAACAACAACAACAACAACAGAAGCCUGCAACUGCGAGGGCUAAUCAGGAUCAAAAAGAGGGUGACAAUGACAGCGGCGUUGAUGAGUCCACUCAGGAGAAGGAUCGCAACGGACCCAUUUCGCCCAGUUCACCGGUGAAGACGCCCACAUCGACCUCAUCGAAGCCGGACAAGUCGGGCACGUCGCGUCCACCGAGUGCCACGCCCUCGAACAAGUCAGCCCCCAAGUCGCGCAGCGCCUCCAAGAAUCGCUUGCUCCUCAAGACCCCAGAACCCGAGCCAGCCAAGAAAGUUCCAAUGAACAAGGUACAAGUCGGCCAUGCGCCUUCGCCCAAUCUGAAGGCUGUGCGCUCCAAAAUCGGAUCCCUGGACAAUGCCACCUAUAAGCCGGGUGGUGGCCAUGUGAAAAUCGAGUCCAAGAAGAUCGACAUCAAGGCGGCACCGCGCAUCGAGGCCAAGAACGACAAGUACAUGCCAAAGGGCGGCGAGAAGAAGAUAGUUACAACAAAGUUGCAGUGGAAUGCGAAGUCGAAAAUCGGUUCGUUGGAGAAUGCCGCCCACAAGCCAGGAGGCGGGGACAAGAAGAUCGAGACCCUGAAGAUGGACUUCAAGGACAAGGCCAAGCCGAAGGUGGGCUCCACGGCCAACGUGAAACAUCAGCCAGGUGGCGGUGAUAUCAAGGAUAACAACCCCAAGGAUAUCCAAACGCAAAAACUAGAAAUUAAGGCACAAAGCAAAGUUGGCUCUUUGGAUAAUGUAAAGCACAAGCCCGGUGGCGGUGAGAAGAAGAUUUUCGAUGAUAAGGAUUAUUUGAAAAAUGUUGAACACUCUGUUGCACUGACAACACCACCAACACAGUUUGCGGCUCAAGGGCGCUUGAUUGCCACGAUCCAUCUAGAAUUCGGUCUCUGUAACUCAGACUGUGUGUGUAACAAUAUAUUUGAGUCGCUUUUUAAAUGAACUCCCUAGCUUUAACUAAGACAUCCAUCAACUACUGUACUGUACCUAAAGCCAAACGAUUUAACUGAUGCAGGACUUAACAGAAAGAAACUAAACUAAACCAAACUAAACUAAACACAAACCGAACUCAACUAGAAGAAAAGCUCAAACCGGAAAUCUCGAAUGAGUUUGCAAGAGUUUCUAUUUUAAAUUGUAACCGAUAUAUAUGUUUAUGCAUUCUUCAAUGGUUAGCCCUUGGAAGGUGUAUAGAUGAUGUAAGCUGUCCUGCCCCUGAGCAAUUCCGCAAAAAAAAAGGAUGAAAUUGGAUUAAAAUCACAUCUUAACCCUAGGUUUCUGCUCAUGGGCAAGGACAGUACUGCCCCCCAGAGGGCCCAAUGUUUGUUAACUCCUUUAGUAUGUAGCGAAUAUCCUUUAACAAAGUAUUAUUUAUGGCAAACGGUCAACAACCUUACACUACUUAGGAUAGUACAAAUUUUGAACAAUAUACUGAUCCGCGAUUGCUCAAAGAAACCCCGAACCCCAGAUUCCGACCCUGAGGACGGUUUAGCAAAAGGCUGCCCAGCAUUUAAAUCAUCUAACAACAGUGCUUUGCUCUCUCACACUAAAACAAAAACCACUCAAACAUUGACCCCAUACUCACAUCAAUUUUAAAUUACAAUUAAUUAUGACUUAUUAAAUGUUCUUCAUUUCUGUGCUUAAUGUCUCUCUUUCGUUUAUUUUAGGAAUAUAUAUACAAUUUUUAUUAGGCUAGUCAUACGAAACUAAGUGCAUUAAAUUCGAAAUUCGUAUACUCGUUACGUCCAUUAGAGUUAUUAAUCGCCUAAUACUAUAUAACUACUACAUCAUAUACUCGAAAUCCGAAUGCGAUGCGGUUUUAACCUAUAUAGAAAAUUUCGAUUCAAUCCGAUCCAAUUUGAUUCGAUUCGAUCAAGCAAACCCCGUAAGUUAAUGUGCGUUGCGAGUUCUUCUAAGAUAUGUCCGUUUCGUAUAUAGAUAGUUAUAGAUACCUAAAUAUUUAACAGUGCUGUGAUAGACUAACCGAACCGUUGGUAACGAUCCAAGCUGAUUUGCCAGACCACCUGCAUCCAUACCAAAAACCGAACUAUAUAGAGCCCCGAAGCGGUUUCAUGGGCAUUUGCUUGCGACUCCCUCGUUUACUCCACUGCAUUCCAACCAACUCAUGACUCUAACUCUAACAAGGCUUAUGGUUUACCUUUUUAUUAGAUUUUUUUAUGAUUUGUGCAAUCGAUACGCAUUCACGUUUAUAUUUUUAUCUUGA